AUGUGGGACACCCUCCGCGAGUCCAGCAUCGGACAAAUCGCGCGUCUCGUCUUCCGCCGCCCGGACCUCUUCCCCUACCCCGAGGAGCUCGAGUCCUUCCAGCUUCCGGCAAGUCUUAGCGCCACCGCCGCCGGCACUGGUAGCAGCAGCAGCUCUGGCGCCGUCCUGCUCAACCGCAAGCUCCUGGCCAACAAGUCGAACAACCAGGACGGUUUGACCCCUUGCGCCGAACAGUCCUUCUUCCCUUCUUCUACGGGCACUACUACCCCUUACGAGGAGGAGAAGGACCUCGAGGCGGCGACCGUGACGGCGCAUGAGGGUGGCUGGAAAUCCUCCUCCACAGAGACGCCUCCGGCUCGCAGUGGCGCACCGUCUACCCCCACAGUAGCGGCGGCUGCAUCAACGCCUGUGUGCGACGACGACGACGGUGGUGGAGGCGAUGGCACAAGGAAGCUCGGAGAGGAAGGGGACAGCGACAGGGAGGGAGAGGCGGGCGGCAGGAUAGUAGUAGACUGGUACGACGGAGCGGACCCGUCGAACCCGAAGAACUGGACGUUCGCAAAGAAGAUCGGGAUCACGACGCUGAUGGGCUUGUACACGUUCGCGGUGUACGUGGGGUCGUCGCUGUACGCGCCGAGCCAGGCGAUGGUGAUGGCCGCGUUCGGCGCCAGCUACGAGGCCGCCGCCCUCGGCAUCGCCCUCUACGUCGUCGGCUACGGCCUCGGCCCCCUCCUCUGGUCCCCCCUAUCCGAGAUCCCCUCCAUCGGCCGCACCAACAUCUACAUCGUCACCUUCUUCGUCUUCGUCUGGCUCGCCCUCGGCGCCUCCGUCGUCGACUCCUUCGCCGGCCUGCUCGUCCUCCGUUUUCUCUUAGGCUUCUUCGGGUCCCCCUGUCUCGCCACCGCCGGCGCCACCCUCGACGACAUGUUCGCCCCCUGGAAGCUCCCCUACGUACUGACGGUGUGGUCGUCGUCGGCGACCCUGGGCCCGGCCCUCGGCCCCAUCGUCUCCGGCUUCGCCGUCUCCAAGAUGGGCUGGCGCUGGGGCGGCUGGGAGCUCUUCUGGCUCUCGGCGCCCGUCUGGGUGCUCAUGUUCCUCGGCCUGCCCGAGACGAACCCCGACGCGAUCCUCCACCGCAAGGCGGCGCGGCUGCGCGCGCGCACGGGACGCGCCGAUUUACUGUGCGAGGCCGACCUCAAGCGCGCGCACAUGACGCCCCGCCAGAUCGCCGUCGACGCCCUCAUCAAGCCCUGGCAGAUCAACGCCCUCGACCCCGCCGUCCUCUACACCACCGUCUACGCCGCCGUCCUCUACGGCGCCUACUACUCCUUCUUCGAAGCCUUUCCCUUCGUCUUCGUCGACAUGCACGGUUUCAACCUCGGCGAGUCCGGGUUGCCGUUUCUCGCGUUCGUCCCUGGGCAGAUGAUCGCCGUGCCGGGAUACAUCAUCUGGUUCCGCCUCAAGGCCGAGCCGGUCAUGCGCAAGGAACUGCCGCCGCUGUACGGGUUCCCCGAGAGCAGGCUGUUGCCGGCGGUGAUAACUACGUUCCUGGGACCGAUUGGGUUGUUCACUUUCGCCUGGACCUCGCGCCCGGACAUCCACUGGAUCGUGCCCAUCAUCGGCCUCAUGGUCCUCUACGUCUGCAUCAUCGUCGCCUUCCAGUGCAUGAACUUCUACAUCGCCCGCUGCUACCCCAAGUACUCGGCCUCCCUCUUCGCCGCCAACACCUUCGCCCGCAGCUCCUUCGCCGCCGCCUCCAUCCUCUUCUCCAAGCCCAUGUAUGAGCGCAUAGGCGUCAGCGGCGGCGUCAGCCUGUUGGGUGGUCUCACCGUCCUCUGUGCUGUCGGCAUGACGUUCCUCUGGCGCUACGGCGAUAGGCUGAGGAUGAGGAGUCGCUUCGCGCAGUCGUCUUGAUUCAGCUUACCUAGCUACCUAGGUUAAGGCUUUGGGUUUCUUUUUUCUUUUUUUUUUCUUUUUCUUGGCUUAACAAAGCGUAAAGCGCAACGCCCAACGCCCAACUUACUAUGUAAAUAUUUAAAUAUUGGGAUAUCAGGUUACUGGUCGUUUCAAGACUCAGAGACUAGCAGAGACUGGACCAGGCUGUACUUAUAGUAGUUAGGUAUGCAGUAAGUAGGUAGGU
Hypoxylon fragiforme is the source of this 2140-nucleotide messenger RNA. Its product is annotated as MFS general substrate transporter. The transcript is spliced from 2 exons. Bases 1 to 1914 code for a protein of 637 amino acids. Gene Ontology annotation, molecular function: fluconazole transmembrane transporter activity. Gene Ontology annotation, biological process: xenobiotic detoxification by transmembrane export across the plasma membrane. Lineage: Eukaryota; Fungi; Ascomycota; Sordariomycetes; Xylariales; Hypoxylaceae. The record is from RefSeq and is a predicted model, not a curated record.